This is a messenger RNA of Anisakis simplex (herring worm), 208 nucleotides long. The record is from the annotation of a GenBank genome assembly. NCBI's taxonomy places the organism in Eukaryota, Metazoa, Nematoda, Chromadorea, Rhabditida, Anisakidae.
AGCGAUGACGGCGCUGCACCUGAUCAAAACGUUGCCACAGCAAUGUUACCAACUGACGUCCCGACAGCAGCUCAGACGGGUCUUCCAGCAACUACUGCCACUGCAAAACCACCUGAUAAUGCUGAGAAUGAAUUUGGAAUCGCCAAGGUUAAUGUUUCGAAGGUGUUUCGUAAGUGUAAACUGUGAUAAACGAAAAGAGUCGGAUUAG